Anarrhichthys ocellatus (wolf-eel) is the source of this 2144-nucleotide messenger RNA. RefSeq names its product solute carrier family 35 member F2-like. The transcript has 10 exons. NCBI's taxonomy places the organism in Eukaryota, Metazoa, Chordata, Actinopteri, Perciformes, Anarhichadidae. The coding region runs from base 447 to 1595 and encodes 382 amino acids. The record is from RefSeq and is a predicted model, not a curated record. Gene Ontology annotation, biological process: transmembrane transport. Gene Ontology annotation, molecular function: transmembrane transporter activity. Gene Ontology annotation, cellular component: membrane.
CUCCUCACUUUGCGGACGAUGCUGUCCUCCACGUUGGACUUCUUGUUGCUUCCUUGCUUGCCCAUCAGCGUGAUCUCCAGCUGACAGAAAGGCUUGGGCAAGAUGUCGCACUGCGUGAAGAACUUCCUCCACUCCACGAUGUAGGCCUUCAGCAACGCCGUGUCGUCCUGGUGACUCAACACCCGCUUAGAAACGGCACACAGCAUGGACGUCUCUGUGGACCAAUGAGGAAUGACCUUUCUUAACAAAUUCACCAUCAAUCCCUGAGCCGACAGCAGACGCAUUACAGUGAACUCACGAGAACAAGUCGAACCACUGCUGUUUGGUGACGGACUCCUGCCGCAGCAGCUUCAGAACUAUCGGACGCAUCAGCUCCCAUUUGUCCUCAAAUUGAAGAGAGCCUUUGUUCUGAAAACAGACAGGAGGGAAGUCGAUUCAAACUGUUCAUGAGCUUUUUAUGCCAAGGUUUAGCUCUCAAAGAUAUGGAAGCGCAUGAUGAGGAGGAGAGACACUGUGGGAAGUGGAGGUUUGCCUGCGGUUUGUACAGUUACAACUUGCGGGAUGUCUUCACAUGGCGUCUGCUGAAGACCAUCUUAAUGGGGCAGGUCUUGUCCCUGCUGAUCUGUGGCACGGCAGUGAGCUGUCAGUACCUGGCCGAUGCCAAGGUGGAGACGCCCAUGCUGCAGAGCUUCUUCAACUACGUCCUGCUGCUGCUCGUCUAUACGACCAUCCUCGGCACACGCAAAGGUGACAGGAACAUCUUGCAAAUUCUAAAAACGAAAUGGUGGAAGUAUUUGGUGAUGGGUCUGGCAGACGUCGAGGCAAACUAUGCAGUUGUGAAGGCCUACCAGUUCACCACGCUGACAAGUAUACAGCUGCUGGACUGCUUCGUGAUCCCCGUGCUGAUGGUACUGGCCUGGUUCUUCCUGAAGACUCGCUACAGGCUGGUCCACUUUGUAGCCGUGGCGGUGUGCUUGUUGGGGGUGGGGGCCAUGGUCGGAGCCGACAUCCUGGCUGGAAGAGACCAGGGAUCCACCAGUGAUGUGGUGCUGGGAGAUGGUUUGGUGCUGCUCAGUGCCGUCUUCUAUGCGGUGUCCAAUGUGUGCCAAGAGUACACAGUGAAGAACUUGAGCCAGAUCGAAUUCCUGGGCAUGAUGGGCCUCUUUGGGACCCUCAUCAGCGGCAUACAGCUAGCCGUCCUGGAAACUCGUGCAGUAGCGGCAAUAAAAUGGGACUUUCACAUCUCCAUGCUGUUUGCGGUCUACGCCCUGUGUAUGUACGCCCUGUACAGCUUCAUGCCUGUGGUGGUGAAGAUGACCAGCGCUACCGCGGUCAACCUCUCUCUGCUUACCGCCGACCUCUUCAGCCUCUUCUGUGGCAUCUUCCUCUUCCACUGCACAUUUUCACCGCUGUACAUCAUGUCGUUCGUCAUCAUCACUGUGGGUUUCGUCAUGUUCAACGCCGUCCCCACGUACUCUGCUUUGCCGGAGUCCGGCUCCAGCGGGGACGAGCCGGCCGAGGUGUUCGCCGACCUCACGGCUGAGAGCUCCUCGGACCAGUUACUGUCUGCAGUGCAGAGACGCUCCGAGAACUGAGAUGCCGGCUGCUGUGGCUGCGCUGUGAAGGAGGUCGCUUAAAGCUGAUCGAGUGCAACACUCCGAGGUGUGGGUUUUUGUUUUCCUCUAUUAUAGGUCACUUUGAAGAGGACUAACUUUGACAUUCUCACACAAGUACAUGUUUUCUUUCUCUCCGACAGAAAGUAAGAGUUUGCAUAGACAUAUUUUUCAUUCCUAUUUAUGUUUUUGUAUUUUUCUUUAUUAACGGGGAUCAAACGUCAUGUAAUACUCCACGUGUACUGGAUGUCGACGUGUUCAACACAAACAAUGCACUUCUAUUUAUUCUGUCAAAACAGAUGUGUUACUUCCUUUCUCCUUUUCCACAAUCGAUGUAUUUUGUAUUUUAAGAAAUACAUCAGCCGCCACUGUGUUCUGUCAUUGUUUUAACUUUGAAAACAGUCACAAAGUUGUAUUAUUGUUGCCUAUGGUGCCGUUACAAUUUUUGUUUGGUAUUCUACCAAAUAAACUGUAAAGCAUGUUGACGUGCAGAAGUUUGACUUUUUACAAUUAAAUCGAUUUUUAUAUUAA